AUGCCUCAAGCACAGCCAGAGUUGAAGAAGCUUAACGGCAGUCGCAAGGUCAUUGGCGUCCUCCGUGGUUACGAUGUCUUCUUGAACAUUGUCCUGGAUGAUGCCGUUGAGGAGAAGGCUGGCGGCGAGAAGGUUAGAAUCGGCCAAGUUGUACGUCCACCAACAUCGUCUGCGCUUCAUUACACCUUACUGAUCCUGCUCAGNGUCAUCCGUGGCAACUCGGUUGUCAUGUUGGAAGCGCUGGAACGCAUGGACGAACACGACCGACGAUGA
Messenger RNA from Aureobasidium musti, 273 nucleotides. The record is from the annotation of a GenBank genome assembly. NCBI's taxonomy places the organism in Eukaryota, Fungi, Ascomycota, Dothideomycetes, Dothideales, Saccotheciaceae.